CACAGUGCUGGGCUGCAACUACCUUCUAUUCUGGUGGUCAUAAUUAUUUGAUGACAGAGCUUCUGGUUUCUCAACUACGCUUUUGUACACUCGAUCUGUCUGUGAAUUAUUUAGCAAGGAGAACUAGAAAGGUGGUCCCUUAAAACAGCAGGUGCAGUCAAACUCAGGAGGCAGGACACACAGACACACAGCUUUAUCUCAACUACUCACCCACCCAUUCUAUACGCACAGCUCUUCAGUCGUGUUCUCAUACCCUGGGCUUCAAUCUAGCUGUAUAUCAAUCUUUUUUCUUCAUCGAUACAUCAGUGCAUCUCUUCAUUACCGUGUCCAGCUGAUGUUAUUUGGCCCCAGGUAAGAACUUUCUCAGAUGGACUGACCCUCCCUCUGCGUCUCCGUACUCUAUCAGCUACUAUGGAGGAACUCCAGAGAAAACUAAAUCAGCGCUAUGAAGACACCAAGCCCAGGAAGGUGAGAUUCAAGCUGGCAUCGUCCUACAGCGGUCGGGUGCUGAAGCAUGUGUAUGAGGACGGUCAGGAGCUGGACAGUCCAGAAGAGAAAUACCCUCACAGCUUCGUUCAUCGAAAGAUCCCGCCCAGCCACCUGGAGAUGGAGCAGCUCUGUGGGUUUGAGGACACUCAUGAGGAUCAACAGGGAGUCUAUCCUCCAACAGGACUCAUUGCUCAGAGAAUAAACGUGUACAGAGGAAUGGGAGGCUACAAGCCUGCUACAGGCCGGACAGAGGAAGCAGAGGGGGACGGCACAUCAUCAGUUUUGGAUUUUGGCAAGAUAAUCAUCUACACCAGCAAUCUGCGCAUCAUUAGAGCGCCACCGAGGAAUCAUGAAGUGUUACGGCACCACACAGUACCUUCUGUAGACUUAGAGGAAUACCCAAAGGCCAGGGAGAGGGGGAGCAGGAGGAGGGCUAAAGCUCUCUGUACACAGGACGGGGGAGAGAGGGAGGAGAAACAGAUCAGUGACUCAGAGACUAAGGUGGCUGACAGCUGCCAGCAUUGUGGCGGCUCGGGCUGCGCUCCCUGCUCUCUGUGUCACGGCAGCAAGCUGUCCAUGCUGGCGAACCGCUUCAAUGAGUCCAUCAGUGAUCUGCGUUGCCAAGCCUGCUACCCCCAUGGUCUGGAGAAGUGCCAGUCCUGCUCCAGCAAAUAGCGCUGUUUGGCUUACACCCAUGUCUGUCAGAGAGAGAGAGUGAAUGAGAGCACCUAGCUGUGCUAUCAGUUAGUCAGGAUUGUCUCAGCAGCAAUAUUGCUCUAAUCCAAAAUGUUCUUGGUGGGGCUUUUCGGAGCACUUCUAGGAAGAAUAAGCCAUCAUUGGAAAGGGGAAUUGUGACUGUGCAGCAAGCGUAAAAUCAUAAAAUACAAUUACUGUGUGUUGUGAACAUGGCGUGUGAUAGACACAUAAUCACUUUUUUUUUUGUUGUCACAAAAUGUUGCAUCUGCACCAUUUUUCCUGAUAAAGCCGGCUUCCACAACAGAGUUAUCAUUUUAAUUAAAAUGAUGCAAAUGUUUUGCAUUUCAUUUUCAACCACUUGGCAGACCCGCCUUCCCCUAUCUCUGUUCUCUUUUCAACACAGAGGAUGGAACCCUUUACAUCCCAACAUGAUGUACUGUAUGAGGUUGAGAUGUGUUUUUG
Labrus mixtus (cuckoo wrasse) is the source of this 1647-nucleotide messenger RNA. RefSeq names its product glutaredoxin domain-containing cysteine-rich protein 2. The record is from RefSeq and is a predicted model, not a curated record. Lineage: Eukaryota; Metazoa; Chordata; Actinopteri; Labriformes; Labridae. Gene Ontology annotation, biological process: sensory perception of sound. The transcript has 5 exons. Bases 412 to 1164 code for a protein of 250 amino acids.